AUGGGAACAAGUGCGAUUAUCUUCCCCGCUUCUACGGUGGAUUGGAGUGACAGCGCCAUACGCUGGUGUGACUUUGGUAAGUGCUUGAGAGCUAAGCUCGAAGUGAAAAUGCUAACAAAGCGCCCCACAACGGUCGCUGCUCGCAGCCGGCGCUGUUCAAUACAUUGCUCCCCCUGGCUUCACGGGUGGAACACUUAUUUUGCUACGCCGCUUGGAAGCUAUAGCUGGUGAGACACUUGACGCCCGCAUUCUGAUCAAGUGACGCUACCUUAGCUCAUCAUAUCUGCUGGCUACAGCGACGCGACAAGUUUCUCAGACACCGAAGGAUAAGCGCAACAAUCUCAUCAUCGAUUUGAUUCUAGGAUUCGGCAUCCCACUAAUUAUGUUGGCGCUCAGAAUCAUCAUUCAAGGGCAUCGCAUGGGUUAGUGCAUUUGGUUGAUCGAUCAAGUAGAAUCGCUACAAGCCUAACUUCACCUCGUCCGCAGACAUCAUCCCGGCAUAUGGAUGCAACCCGCCGGUCUACGUCAGCAUUCCUCAGCUAUUUGUACACAGCUUGUGGCAACUUGUUCUCAGUCUGGUUUGCGUUGUGUACGCCAGUGAGUGACUCGUUGAAGGUUGACGAUAAGAUCAGCACUCAUCGUCGGCCUUCUCUGUGCAGUCUUGGUCCUCCGCUGGUUCUUGAUCCGAAGGGCUCAGCUAACGUCUGUGCUACAGAGCUGCAAUUCAGGCCUCAACAAAGUAAGUCGUCGUUAUCAGAAAAGACUUCAUUAUGCCACAGCUGACGAACAUUGUCCGCAGAACAAAUACAUCAGACUUAUGAUACUGGCAGGGGCAGAGGUUGUCAUCACGUUCCCAGCGAGCGUCUUCAUCUUCGGUAUUGCAUACGCAACCGCACCAAUCCAGCCCUACACCAGCUGGGCUGAUGUGCACUAUGAAUGGAACACCGUCUACCUCAUUCCAUGGGACUCGAUGUCCACCGCGCUGCAGGUCGGCGUUGAGGUUGGCAGAUGGUUGCCCAUUUUGGGGGGCAUCUUCAUGUUCGUUAUCUUUGGCUUGACUGCCGAUGUGAGUAUUAGAAGUCGGCGUCUCCGAGGCUCGCUUCGCUCACCGCUAGAAAUGGGCUCCACAGGCACGCUCGCAAUAUGUGUCAUGGUGGAGGGUCGUCACGAAGCCUUUCUUACCCCAUCGCGAGCAGACCACCCACAAUGGAUCUAUCCCGUGAGUGGUGAACAUAGGCUUGAUCCGUGCUGGCGCCGAUUUCUCAAUUUUACUCUCUCUCUCUCCUUGGCGCCCUCAGAGCUCUGCCUAGAGCGCCAGAAAAGCCUCGCAUCGGCUACACUUCGGAUCCUUCCCUCGCCUGGGAUGAAGAAAAAGACUUGGGAACUGAACGCGACGGUAGCUUGAACGACAGGUUCCCAGAUGGGACGGCAUAUUCGCUCAACAGCUCGAGCUUGGCACCUACUCCGGCUGCAAUUAGAACCAGCUUCGGAGACAGAUUUGGUCCCCUCUCGGAAAUCCACGUCACUACCGAAAAGGUUGUAGUCUGACUGUUCGAUUUUGCACACAUGCGCUCUCACCUAUCACGAUCUUAGGCCCUGCGACAAGGCGCAGGUGGUACUGGUCCGCCAGCGGAGAUCCUCUCUGCGUAG
This is a messenger RNA of Ceraceosorus bombacis, 1650 nucleotides long. The record is from the annotation of a GenBank genome assembly. NCBI's taxonomy places the organism in Eukaryota, Fungi, Basidiomycota, Exobasidiomycetes, Ceraceosorales, Ceraceosoraceae.